This is a messenger RNA of Exserohilum turcica Et28A, 615 nucleotides long. RefSeq lists its product as uncharacterized. Lineage: Eukaryota; Fungi; Ascomycota; Dothideomycetes; Pleosporales; Pleosporaceae. The record is from RefSeq and is a predicted model, not a curated record. The coding region runs from base 1 to 615 and encodes 204 amino acids. The transcript has 4 exons.
AUGAAAAGCACAGCAGCACUUUGGCGGACGGCAGCCCGCGCGCCAUCGCCCCUGCGGCAGCGCGCAAGCCACCCCGAAGUCAAAAAAUUCCUACGUCUUUCAGAUGAACAGUGGUCUCUUUUCAUGCGCGUUUCCCAAAACGUGUGUGAAGAACAUGCAGGAUACAAGCUGAGCGAAAUCCCUUCCGUGGAGAGAAUACGCAUGCGGCGCCAGAUUCAAACUACAAUACGCGAGGUAGGGCUUCCUGCCCUCGACGACGAUGCGAUUGAGUGGCGGAUUUCGAAAUGCAUGCCUGAGCUCAGAGUGAAGAUGCGGGACAUUAAACACUGCCAUAACUGGGAGGCCGCCACCAGAACAGAGUUCCCGCGCCAGCUCCUUCGCGAAGCCGUGCUUGCACACAGCGACCAGAUUCCAAAGGAGAAUCUGCGCUACUGGUCACAUAUACCAGAGGAUGUGCGAAGAGAUAUCAUCGACGAUGCUAAUCGCAGGCUCGCUGAGAAAGGCAUGCCAGAGGUGGAUUCAAAAGCGCUCUUGUAUCGGAUUAGAAAGUACAUGAAUCACUGGAUUAAAAAAGGAUUCGUGCAGAAACCAAAAGACCGUCGAGGAAGCGAUUGA